Messenger RNA from Drosophila elegans, 720 nucleotides. It is a transcript of the gene PolE4, whose product is annotated as DNA polymerase epsilon subunit 4. The transcript has 2 exons. Gene Ontology annotation, molecular function: protein heterodimerization activity. The coding region runs from base 16 to 501 and encodes 161 amino acids. The record is from RefSeq and is a predicted model, not a curated record. NCBI's taxonomy places the organism in Eukaryota, Metazoa, Arthropoda, Insecta, Diptera, Drosophilidae. Gene Ontology annotation, cellular component: nucleus; epsilon DNA polymerase complex.
UUUUUGUGAUAAACAAUGGCCAGCGAAGACUUAUUUGCGCACGAAUUCUCGGAAGAACACGAUCUCGAACUGGAACAGGCCAUGGAGACGGAGGCAGACGAACCAGGGGAAACCGAGGAACCCCCCGAAGUUGUAGACGAAACACCAGACAGUCCUCCAGAGGAAACGACCACAGAACCCCAUGCAGACAAGCCGGUUGAUCUAUCAGUAACAGUAACGAAUGGCCACAAACCUUCUGUCGAUCACGAGGCCAAGAUGACACAACUUCCCUUGGCCAGGAUACGGAACAUAAUGAAACUGGAUCCAGAUUUGCAAGUGGCCACAAAUGAAGCUGUGUUUACGGUGGCCAAAGCCGUGGAAUUGUUCAUCGCCUCACUGUCCCGCGAAUCUUAUACGUAUACCGCUCAGUCCAAGAAGAAAACCAUUCAAAAGAGGGACGUGGAAAUGGCCAUAUCAGCUGUGGACAGCCUGAUGUUCCUAGAUGGUGCCAUGAACUUUUGAACUCUCUGUUGGGAAACGCCAAAGAUAUAACCCAAGCAAUGUCUAACUAAUGAAACAGGAUUCGUCGAUUAUUAUUUUCUUUAUUUUUGGGAUAUUUUUGCGGCAAACACAUUUAGUUCUAAUCGGCCUAUUGGUUAAAUGUUAAAAAUAAUAUUUAAGUUAUAAAACAAUUGUUGAUUCGCAAGAACAAACAAAAUAAAGAGAAAUCAUAAUCAUAAA